UGGUGUUAAUUUAUGGUUAGGCAUUAGUGUUAGCGGUGUGGUUCCGUUUAAAAUCAGGUUGUAUGACAUUGUAGCUGUUCCAUCUAGUGCGCUGCAGAGCUGCCUCCAGAACAACAUUUGUGACGAAAAACGCAAACCUGCUGAAAUUGUAGCCUAUUUCUCCACACCGACUCCUAUCAAACCUCUACUAACAGCGGAGUCCUUCCUAGCUCUUCAGUGAAGAUGGCGCAGGCACUAUCAGAGGAGGAGUUCCAUCGAAUGCAGGCUCAUCUUUUAGAGCUGAGGACACAGAACUACCAACUUUCUGAUGACCUGCGGAAGAACACCGCUGAGCUCGUGGCUGUUCGUCAGAAGUCUGUGACCUUGGAGAAGGAUUACAUCAAAGCACAGAAGGCUUUGAAUAAGAGCAAGAAAGCUCAGGAGGUGGAUGCCUUACUCAGCGAGAAUGAGAUGCUGCAAGGGAAACUGCACAGCCAGGAGGAUGACUUCAGACUGCAAAACAGCACCCUGAUGCAGGAGCUGUCCAAGUUAUGUACCCAGAUAGAGGAGCUAGAACAUGAAAACAAAGACCUAAACGAUGGGAAAGUGUUUCAGGCAGAAUCCUCCAGUCCCACCCCCAGCUCUGUGGAUGGAGAGCUACUCCGUCUCCAGGCAGAGAACGCUGCCCUUCAGAAAAAGAUCACGGCCCUCCAGGAGCGCUCUGAGAGUGCGAUAAAGAGCCAGAGGGGAGUAGAUGUCAGUGACACCAAUGCCUCAGAGAUGGAUGGGCCGGCUGACACUAAUGGUGUCCAGUUGCAUGCUGACGUCAGUGAGAACAUGGAGGAUGCUGCCGCCGGAACCAAUGACAGACUGGAACAGGCAGAGGCAAAGUGUGCCAAACUGGAACAGCGAGUGAAUGAGCUUAUCGCAGGACCUGCAGUGAGGAGCACUGGGCUAGUUAUGAAACAGGAUGCUCUUAGGUGGUCAGCACUGUGUCCAAAUCCAAUAACGCAAUGCUUUGGGCCAGAGGUGGAACUGCAGCUGCACACUGAGGUGGAGGAGAAGCGCCUACUGAAGGAGCAGCUCCAAGCACUAGAGUCAUCCAAACAGACAGACGUCACUAAACUUCAAGAAGAGCUAGCGAAGCUCUCUGAAAAAUUGAAGAAAAAGCAAGACAGCUUUCUGCAUUUGCAAGGUGAAAAAGAAGACCUUUACAAUGACAGCAGGACCAAAAUCGACGAGAUUCAACAGAGGAAGGAGGAGGAGCUGAAGUCAAUGAACAUCCGCAUCCAGAAGUUACAGGGAGAUCUGCUGUCAGCCAACCAGAGUGUUGGUGAGAUGAAGGAACAGCUCCAGAGCCGGCAGAAGGAGCACGAGUUAGUUCUACACGCACUUAAAGAUCAGGUAGCUUGUCAGAGUGCUGUGAGUCAGGAGCAGGUGGAGAGUAUCCUGACUGAGAACGAUGCUCUCAGGACUAACCUAGCAGCUCUAGAACAGAUUCAGACAGUGAAGACUCAGGAGAUGAACCUUUUGCGUGACCAAAACAUGGCUCUGAAUGUGGAGCUGCAGCAGAAACGGACGGAGCAGGAGAGCUUUCUGGCACAGAGAGAUGACCUUAACUCUCAGCUACAGGAGUCAAACCGUGCCAACAGCAGACUGUUGGAGCAGCUGACUGAAGUUGGCCAGGAGAAAGACGGGGUACAGCAAGAGCUGGAGGAGGCUAAAAAGACAGCAGACAAGCGGAAGGCCAUGCUGGACGAGCUUGCCAUCGACAUUAUCACAGAGAAGUCACGACACAAGGAAGAGCUGAGCGACGUGCGUCUGCAGCAUGAGAAGGAGGUGCUGGGGGUGCGGGCGCGCUACGAGAAAGAGCUGAGGGGACUCCACGAGGACAAGAACCGCACCGAGGAGGAGAUCCGCUCACAGCUCCGAGAUGAGAAGGCUCGCAACAAGGAGUUGGAGGGUCUGCAGCAGAGUGUAGAGGAGCUGCAGGCCCAGGUCCAGUCUAUGGAGGGAACUAAGGGCUGGUUCGAACGCAGACUCAAAGAGGCUGAGGAGAGCAUGGAGGAGAGCAGGCUGGAGCACCAGGAGCAGAUGGAGAAGCUACAGAAGGAACAUUCUAUCCAACUGGAGGGAAAGGAAUCUGAUAUAGAUGGUGUGAAGCUGCAUUUGACAGAGGUAGAGAAAGAGAGGGAUGUGCACAAUGAAACCAUUGGAAAACUUAAGCAGGAAAUUAAAGAUACAGUGGAUGGCCAGAGGAUCCUGGAGAAGAAAGGCAGUUCAGCACUGAAAGACUUGAAGAGGCAGCUACAGCUGGAGAGGAAGAGAGCUGAUAAACUACAGGAGCGGCUACAGGAGAUCCUCACCAACACCAAGACCAGGACAGGCCUGGAGGAGCUGGUGUUGUCAGAGAUCAACUCUCCUAAUCGUUCGCAGCAGAGGGGAGAUAGCAGCAGUGUCUCCUCCUUCAGCUAUGGGGAGAUCAUGAAGGAGGGUGCCUCUGCACAGAGCACCAACAAGUCCGCCAGCGGCAGCCCCCAGUCCCAGCGCCCUGCUGACCUGUCUGAUGAUGAGGUUGGGGAACUCUUCCUGAGGCUGGCUGAGGUGCAGCAAGAGAAAUGGAUGUUGGAGGAGAAGGUUAAACACCUAGAGGUCAGCUGCUCCUCCAUGGCUGAUGACAUCUGUAAGAAGAGUGCCAUCAUCGAGACCUAUGUCAUGGACAGCAGGAUAGCACAUGGUGCACAUGGUGCCGUGGCGGUGGCCAAUCACGGGGGCCAGGUGGGGGGCCAUGGACAUGGUCUGGGCUCUGUGCUCCGGGACCUGGUGAAGCCUGGGGACGAGAACCUACGGGAGAUGAACAAGAAGCUGCAGAACAUGUUGGAGGAACAGCUGACAAAGAACAUGCAUCUACAGAAGGAUCUUGAAGUUCUGUCUCAGGAGAUUGUCCGUUUAAGUAAAGACUCAAGUUAUGGAGCUGGCUCAGCCACGGGCUAAAAGACUGGACCCAGUCCCGCCGACCAGCACUUCUCCUUCACUCUCUCAUCACCUGUUUCUGUGGCUAGUAAGAGGACACUACACAUUCAUCCAUGCUGACUGACUGAACCUCUGGCCGGGAACGCAGAUAAAUGGAGAGAGGGGAAGGGGGGUUAGUGAUUUUGCAACUGCUUUACAACUGAAUGUACUUAUUGUAACACGUCUUGGUUCUUUCUGUAACUCUUGAGAAAAAUAGCAUAUUGGGGCCUGACUUCUAUGACAGGCUGCUCUGUCUGCUCUCUCUGCCCCCCACCCCACAACACACACACACUCUGGUGUGCUCUGAAGAAUGCAACGCUGGCAGGAACCAGGAUGCCAGGAAAUCUCUAGGACAGUGCAUUACUGGUUCACAUCUUCAAGAGAUUGUUUAAUGUUGUGAAUAACGAGACAUUCUGCUUACUCAUACAGAGAGGCUUAAGCUGUUGUGUUUUGCCUGUACUCGUAUUAAUUUCGCUAAACUUCAAACUCUGCAACUCUUGUUUUUGUUGUUGUUGUAUGAAUCCUGUAUAUAUGAAAAUGAAAAAUCAACUGUAGUAAUUUAUCGGUCUCGGAGUUAGAACUAUUGCAUAUGAAGCAAAAUUUCAUCCGGCAUAGAUUAUAGAUGCUGUGUCCAGUUGAAUAUGUCUGGGAAAAUAGCAAGUAUCCUAAAGCCAGUAGUACAGUAAUUAGACAAAAACCUCAAUAGAUUGCAUAGCCUAUCAUCUGACUAGCAUUGCGGACUGGACCAAACCACCGGUGUCUCGACUCACUGGGUUAGAUCUCUGUGCUCUUUUAGUUUGCACCCAGCACCAGGGCUGUGACUGCAGCAGAGGCACGGAUGAGGCCUUCGCUGCUGAGCCUCUGCUGUCAACUUGAAUAGGCUGUCCAGGAACUGGCUAGAUGCCUGCUUUGUGCCCCGCUUUCAAAUGUCACUUUGGCUGCUUUCUCUAUCCCCAAUUAACCCCCCCCGUGGUUAGAUUUGUGGAUGUAAUUGUAAUUCCGGCUUGACUCCACUUUGAUAUGUUGUUAAGAUAUUAGAUUAUAGAUGCACUAAGAAACAGAGGAUUCUCUUUGAGAGGAUUCAUUUGUUUGAGAACUAAUCUCCCCCUGGCUAAGGUCUAACAGCAGUGUUGGUAGUCUGAGUGAAACUCUUCCAUUCACUCUGGCCCAGCUCAUCAGAAUGGUCUCUGAGUUUCACAUGGACUGAACUCAUCACAAAUAAUUAUCUGGCGUUGUUACCCGGCCAUUACCAGUUUUUAUAAGAACUGGCCCAGUGCACUGGAGUGACGGUCCAGAUAAGGGAAGCUUGGAUCAUGUAAAGUUGGUCUCUUAGUUUGCCUUUGACUAAUUUAGCAAAUGUAUUAUUUUAUAUGAUUUCUCAAUGUGACUGAUCAACAGUAGCUUGGCAGAUUAAAUCUGUGAUCGUUUAAGUGGACUUGAACGUGUGUACUGGUGUUAGCCUUUCACACUUUGAGACACGUUUCCCUUAUUUGAGGAUGUUUUCACUUCAGAUCUCAGUGAAAACUUUAGGAACAAACCGAUUGGUUCAUUGGAAGCCCCCCCAAGAGUCUUAUCUCCUGUCUACAUAUCUGCCUGAAAUCAAGAAGUAUAUAAAUGUACGUCACUAGUUAAUGUCAUUUAACAUUACUUUUAUCUUUAACAUUUUAAAAUUAUGAUAAUUUUUUUAUAGCAGUAAUCUGUGUAAUGCUAAGUUUAUACAGUAAUGUACUCCUACCAAAGGCAUGUUUGGCGGAUGUGUUCCGGAACGUUCUUUGAACACCCAUUGCAGACAAAAUGGACUUUGAUUCAGAUGAGUAUAUUGGGUAUAAUAAGUGAUACUGUAGAUAAGUACACUCUGCACUUUUUCCAAUACAUUAAAGAUUGUGUGCUUUUAUUUAAAUAAUCCUGUCCCCUUUUAUUUCCCUUUAAAUGUUUGAAUUGCCAAACUCGGCUGCAGCAAAGUCCUCAUAACUACUAAAAGAUAUAAGCAUUCAGGGUUUUAUUAAAAGGUCAAAUAUACAACCCAGCACUCGACUGCUUCCCCAGUGGACUAUUCCUUUCCUUCAGAUGUAUGUAUUUGUCAACUGUUUCUCCAGCUAAAUGAUAUUCAUGCAGUGUCAAUAAAAAUGGCUGUAAAAUGUA
Messenger RNA from Salmo salar (Atlantic salmon), 5133 nucleotides. Its product is annotated as GRIP1-associated protein 1. The record is from RefSeq and is a predicted model, not a curated record. Gene Ontology annotation, cellular component: postsynaptic recycling endosome; glutamatergic synapse; extrinsic component of postsynaptic early endosome membrane. Gene Ontology annotation, biological process: regulation of modification of synaptic structure; regulation of recycling endosome localization within postsynapse; regulation of neurotransmitter receptor transport, endosome to postsynaptic membrane. Lineage: Eukaryota; Metazoa; Chordata; Actinopteri; Salmoniformes; Salmonidae.